GUCUCACUCCCCGCCCUUUCUUCUCCAGCAUCAACGAUUUGUUGGGACAGCAUCGCAAUGAUCACUUGACCACUUUUACCCCAGAAAAUACUUCCUCAAAAAAAUCAAAAAAUCAAAAAAAAGAAAGCACGACAGGCGGUGAGGAAAAAACCCAUAUCCUCGGGUCCCAAGAGAUGACAUAUGUCCUCCCCCCGAGUCGGUGUGCCCCCAUGCCGGAUCGCGCUCGGCCCCUCGCUCCGGGAAUGAAGCUUCACCCAAGCAUCGGAUAAGGCUAUGCCGCAUUUUCUAGAUGCCGGUGCGGAAAGAAGAACAAGCAGUGGCCACAUGACCAUGUGAAGAUCCUCUUGAGAUCGAUAAAUCAUAUCAAUAGAUGAAACUCUACGAACCCGUCAGCUGGGGUUACCUUUGUUGCACUACUUUUCUUCCGAGAGAGAUGUCAACAAUAAGGAACCUUUUGCCAGGGCGACGAGGGUGCUGCAAGGCACUACUAGACGGAUCGACACUCGACAUCGACUUUGUGUCGUCCAGGUACAGAAUGGUUGUCCGGCAGGCAGAUCGACAAACUUGACGACAUGUUGGUUUCUGGAGACGAGACCAGCUACAGUAGAUAGCCGUCGGCAAGUGAACUCUUGCCGAUGACUGGUGUUGAAUGUUGAUAGACCAGGUUCCCCGCACCAAACGAAUCCCGAGCUGUUCGUCCGGUGGAUGUUGCUGCUGUGGUCGGCAUGCAGCGUGCCUUUUUGGUGUGUGGUCCGGCGGGCCCGGCGUUGUCUGGGCGUGGGGUGGCCCCGGGAGUCUGGAGCAGGGGAGAGGGAGGCUGGUCACCGUUCCGGACCAUUGCGGGUCGGGUGGAAGGCCGACAAAUCAGAGCCUAGUCCGGCUUGGCCCGAUUGUCGAUUCGCGAAUGGGACUGUUGCUGAUGGGGGAUGGGGAUGACGUCGACGAUUGGUCAUUGUUGUCUUUUCUCUCGCUGGAUUGUUUCAAAUUUGCCCCGCCGUAAGGGCGAAAAGAAAAGACGGAAAUUUUCGCGUCGAGAAAGGGAACUUCGUCGAGAUGCUUGCUGCAAGGACUCUAUGACCUUGUUAUGUCUGAUGUGAUCGACGGCGUUGUGACCCCUUUUGCUCCAUCGGGCUUCAACGAGCCCAUGCAUCUCCAUGUUGGCUGUACCCUUCUCAGCAAAAAGAUGCGAGUACUCAGCAGAAGGACCUCGAGAUCGUUCAACUCCAGCUGCUACCGGACGCGAGCUGCGAGCUGCGAGCUGUGAUGCGUUGUAUAAGGCGGGGUUUGCCGAUGGUGGUGAGGGGUAACGACGGGGUUCAUCGUGGCGUGUGGCUCUCUGUCUACAUCGUCAUAUUCCUUCCCUCGCAACAUCUGAGAUGAGAUGAGAUGUAAUGAGGAUGUGGCCUCAUCAUCCGUUCCUCCAUUGGGACAUAUCCGUGUCUUUUCCGCUACAGGUACCCGAGACAGAGGCAAAGAGAAGAGGAGUUGUAAGGUAGAGUCAAGAUGACGAGUGCUCUGCGGGUCCAUCGCUCCUCUCCAAUCCACACUUGGCUGUGCCUGUCAAGCUGAUCGUUCGUUCCUACCAAGCUUGGCAUGGAAGAAAACAUGGAAUUUCCAGAGCACUAAUUCAACUUUGUACCUUGUCUUGUUGACCGCCCGCCCUGAGAGUGAGACACCUCGUCCCGUCUCCCGCCUGUCACUUGCUUGGACGAUGGCCAUGUUCCCCGGAUUUUCAUCUGCUGUACAUACACGCACCCGCCCCCGCCCGUUGCCCGCUCCCAUGGCAAGAAGGCGGCAUUCGUCGCCCGGCGUGGGGCCCGCAACACCAUCUGUCUUGUGAUUUGUCCCUUGCAUCACCAACUCCCACGUUCCCCAGAAUGAGGCGGUGCCCGGCCUGCAUUCCAUGACAAAAAGAUUCCGUCUUGAGCCCUCCCGACAGAGGCAACAUUCCUUCUGGAAUCCAAAGUACGAGCUAUAGGAACAGGUACAUACAUGGGACAUAACAAGAGACAGGCGAACUAGCGGCCGGCUAGCACCCGCCAGUCCCGGCACCUCUUUCCCAUCCAUACAGACUCGAACAGAACCUUUUUCAUGGUGUCCACUUGACGCUCUGAUUGGCAAUGGAAGGGGCCGAUCCACCAGGGACGCUUCUUGCUGUCCACCCUUCUGGGGCCAUCUUGGUCAUGAGUCCCGCCCUGGUCACGCUACAUGCGGUGUUCUGCCCCUUGAUAUUUUUAACCUCUAUACUCCCCAGGUACCUACCUUACUUUCCAAGAUGACUAUAAGGUAGCGUUUUCUUGGAUAGGUUCGGCGGUAACCCGUACAGCUUACCUACCUACCUACCUACCUCCCCGUACCUUCCUCACCCCCUCGCGAGCCGCCAAGCUAGAUCCCGUUCUUUGUUCGGCGACCCGGUAUCUGGAUCGGAAUACACCAUCCUCUCUUAUAUAAGUACCUUCAUUCCAGUUCCCUCUGGCGCCAAUCCGUCGUCGAUUGUUUGGCAACAUCACACCAUCACACGGUUCAGUUCUCCACGAUGCCUAGUAGUGCUCCAGAUUUGACCGUCAUGGCGUACGGUGCACUUGCUAGCCUCAAGGCCGCCGCUGCUGCCAAGGACAAGACAAAACCCAAGCUGUUCAGUCAUCCCAAGGUUGACAUCAUUGAUAUCCGCCGUGUCGAGGUCGAGACAAACCUCAAGGCCGACAUUGUCUCCCAGUUCUGUCCAAAGGAAGGGCCCAGAAAGCUUCCCACACUGCUCUUGUACGACGAGAGAGGGUUGCAGUUGUUUGAGAAGAUUACGUAUUUGGAAGAGUACUACCUGACCAACGAUGAGAUUCAAGUGCUCGAGUCGUCGGCCAAAGAGAUUGCCGGCAGCAUUCCUUCAGGGUCUAUGGUUAUCGAACUCGGCAGUGGAAACCUUCGAAAAGUGAAUCUGCUUCUGCAAGCUUUCGAGGACGCCGGCAAGAGCAUUGACUACUACGCUUUGGAUCUCUCCAAGCAAGAGCUCGAGCGUACCCUUGCCCAGCUUCCCGCAUAUCAGCAUGUCCGAGCUCAUGGUCUGUUUGGAACGUACGACGAUGGGCGGGAGUGGCUCAAGGACCCAUCCAAUAUUUCAAGAAGGAAGUGCAUAAUGAGUCUUGGGUCAAGCAUUGGGAAUUUCGAGCGAAGCGCGGCCGCCUCGUUUCUCAAGUCAUUCUCCGAUGUCCUCAGCCAUGGUGACACCAUGCUGAUUGGGCUGGAUGCUUGCAACGACCCGGCCAAAGUCUACCACGCCUACAAUGGUAUGUCCUACCGCACGCACUCUGCAGUGUGAUUAUUACGCUGACUUGUAGUUUUGUGGGAUCACACACAGACAAGGAGGGCAUCACCCAUGAGUUCAUUCUGAAUGGUCUUCGCCAUGCCAACAGGGUCCUUGGACAGGCUGCCUUCCACGAAAGGGACUGGAGGGUGAUUGGUGAAUACGUCCAUGACGCCGAGGGAGGGCGCCAUCAAGCCUUCUACUCACCGGUACGUGACACGACCGUUUUUGGCCAAGUCAUCCGGCCCCACGAGCGAGUCCAGGUCGAGGAGAGCCUGAAGUGGUCUCCGGAGGAGACACGGAAGAUGUGGGACCUGGCCGGUAUGACCGAGAUGGGGAAGUGGAUGCACGGCACAGAAUAUGGCCUUCAUCUACUCACCAAGUCAAAGAUGUCAUUCAGCCUGAUUCCUUCCGUCUACGCCCGCAGCGCCCUUCCCACCAUAUCGGAUUGGGAGGCGGUUUGGGCGGCAUGGGAUGUUGUCACACGUGAGAUGCUGCCGCACGAGGAGCUGCUUGAGAAGCCCAUCAAGCUCCGCAACGCCUGCAUCUUCUACCUCGGCCACAUCCCCACCUUCCUCGACAUCCAGCUGAGCAAGACGACCAAGGAGCCGCUGACGGAACCGGAAACGUACUCGCUGAUUUUUGAGAGAGGGAUCGACCCUGAUGUCGACAACCCCGAGUUGUGCCAUGCCCACUCGGAAAUACCUGACGAAUGGCCCUCGGUGGAGGACGUCCUGGCCUAUCAAAACCGGGUGCGAGCUCGCGUACAGAGCAUGUAUGCAAGCGGUGCCGAAAGCAUCCCGCGGCAUGUGGGUCGGGCGGUUUGGGUGGGCUUCGAGCAUGAGCUCAUGCACCUGGAGACGCUGCUGUACAUGAUGCUGCAGAGCGACAGGACGCUGCCGCCGUCGCACGUGCCGGCGCCGGACUGGGAGAAGCUGGCGGCCAGGGCGAGGGGGGAGGGGGUGGUGAAUGAGUGGUUUGAUAUUCCGGAGCAGGAGAUCACCAUAGGGUUGGAUGAUCCAGAGGACGGGACGGACAUUGAUAAUGUGUAUGGUUGGGACAACGAAAAACCUGUCCGCCGGGUAAAAGUCCACUCCUUCCAAGCCCAAGGCCGCCCCAUCACCAACGAAGAAUACGCUCAAUACCUCUACAACACCUCGAGCAACAAACUCCCCGCCUCAUGGGUGGAAAUCCCCCCAUCCAACCACACCAACGGAACCACCUCCCCCCUCCCAGAAUCCUUCCUCCACAAUAAAGCAGUCCGCACCAUCUACGGCCCCGUCCCCCUCUCCCUCGCCCUCGACUGGCCAGUCUUUGCGUCAUACGACGAACUCUCCUCCUGCGCCACCUACAUGGGCGGACGCAUCCCCACCUUUUUCGAAACCCGCAGCAUCUAUCAAUACGCAGAAGAGCUCAAGAAGAAGAAGGACGUGGAAAACCAACUCGGAAAGACAGUUCCCGCCGUGAAUGGUCACCUCUGCAACAACGGGGUGGAGAUUUCUCCCCCUGCUACCCCCACUACGACGACUGCUUCUUCUGAUGCUGGUGGGGAGACUGAUUUGUUUAUUGACCUUUCAGACGCAAAUGUCGGCUUGCACAACUGGCAUCCUGUACCCGUGACGGGGAAGGGGAAUAAACUGGCUGGGCAGGCGGAGAUGGGCGGUGUGUGGGAGUGGACUAGUUCUGUGCUGGAGGAGUGGGAGGGGUUUGAGGCGAUGGGGUUGUAUCCAGGGUAUACGGCUGAUUUUUUUGACGGGAAGCAUAAUGUUGUUCUUGGGGGGAGCUGGGCGACGCACCCGAGGAUUGCGGGGAGGAGGAGUUUGUGA
Messenger RNA from Podospora pseudocomata, 5124 nucleotides. It is a transcript of the gene EGT1, whose product is annotated as Ergothioneine biosynthesis protein 1. The record is from RefSeq and is a predicted model, not a curated record. NCBI's taxonomy places the organism in Eukaryota, Fungi, Ascomycota, Sordariomycetes, Sordariales, Podosporaceae. Bases 3604 to 5124 code for a protein of 506 amino acids. The transcript has 10 exons.